GUAAUGUAGUGUCCGUGGGGCGACGCCUGCGCACAAGACCACGUCGGGCCUCACUUUUCCCAGGCCUUCUGGGUAAUGUAGUUUCCGGGAUCGGCGCCCGGCCUGUGCCAGCUUGCAGAGCUCACCAGGUGCAGACCCCUGCGGCCAGGGCGAGGACGGAUCUGAGCAGCCAGCCAGCGGGUGCCGCCGCCUGCGGGACCCAGAGGCCUUGAGCACAUCUGCAAUGCUCCAGAAGCCCAAGAGCGUGAAGCUGCGGGCCCUGCGCAGCCCGAGGAAGUUCGGCGUGGCUGGCCGGAGCUGCCAGGAGGUGCUGCGCAAGGGCUGUCUCCGCUUCCAGCUCCCUGAGCGCGGUUCCCGGCUGUGCCUGUACGAGGAUGGCACGGAGCUGACUGAAGACUACUUCCCCAGCGUUCCCGACAACGCCGAGCUGGUGCUGCUCACCUCGGGCCAGGCCUGGCAGGGCUAUGUGAGUGACAUCGGGCGCUUCCUCAGUGCAUUUCACGAGCCGCACGCAGGGCUUGUCCAGGCCGCCCAGCAGCUGCUGUGCGAUGAGCAGGCCCCGCAAAGGCAGAGGCUGCUGGCCGACCUCCUGCACAAUGUCAGCCAGAACAUCGCGGCCGAGACCCGGGCUGAGGACCCACCGUGGUUUGAAGGCUUGGAGUCCCGAUUUCAGAAUAAGUCUGGCUAUCUGAGAUACAGCUGUGAGAGCCGGAUCCGGAGUUACCUGAGAGAGGUGAGCUCCUACCCCUCCUUGGUGGGUGCGGAGGCUCAGGAGGAAUUCCUUCGGGUCCUCGGCUCCAUGUGCCAGAAGCUCCGGUCUGUGCAGUACAAUGGCAGCUACUUUGACAGAGGAGCCAAGGGCGGCAGCCGUCUCUGCACACCGGAAGGCUGGUUCUCCUGCCAGGGUCCCUUUGACAUGGACAGCUGCUUAUCAAGACACUCCAUCAACCCCUACGGUAACAGGGAGAGCAGGAUCCUCUUCAGCACCUGGAACCUGGAUCACAUGACACAGUGAGAAGGCGUAAGGACACAGUGAGAAGAAGGCGUAAGGACACAGUGAGAAGGCGGCGUAAGGACACAGUGAGAAGGCGGCGUAAGGACACAGUGAGAAAGCGGCGUAAGGACACAGUGAGAAGGCGGCGUAAGGACACAGUGAGGAGGCAGCGUAAGGACACAGUGAGAAGGCGGCCAUCUACCAGCCAGGAGGAGAGCCCUCACCAGCACCCGGCCUGCGGGCACUGCUCUUCCAGCCUCCAGGACUGUGAGACACUCAGUCUGUGGUUUCUCCCCUGGCAGCUGGAGCACACUGAGGCUCAGUCUGUGGUUUCUCCUCUGGCAGCUGGAGCACACUGAGACACUGAGACACUCCCGUAUGGUUCAGGAAUUCUCUCUUCAGCUGUCAUGUGUUCAUUCUGUCCACUGAGUACAUACUUCCUUUUCUGGGUUCCUAAAGAGUCCAAAAGAAGUGCCUAUGGGUUCUUUAUAAAACAAGCCAUUUUUAUGCCA
Molecule: messenger RNA, 1506 nt
Organism: Piliocolobus tephrosceles (Ugandan red Colobus)
Lineage: Eukaryota; Metazoa; Chordata; Mammalia; Primates; Cercopithecidae
Gene: DFFB
Product: DNA fragmentation factor subunit beta
Exons: 7
Coding region: 224-1015 (263 amino acids)
Biological process (GO): apoptotic process; apoptotic DNA fragmentation
Cellular component (GO): nucleus; cytoplasm
Molecular function (GO): DNA endonuclease activity
Source: RefSeq, a predicted model, not a curated record